Molecule: messenger RNA, 700 nt
Organism: Anneissia japonica
Lineage: Eukaryota; Metazoa; Echinodermata; Crinoidea; Comatulida; Comatulidae
Product: 28S ribosomal protein S18c, mitochondrial-like
Exons: 5
Coding region: 105-665 (186 amino acids)
Biological process (GO): mitochondrial translation
Cellular component (GO): ribosome; mitochondrial small ribosomal subunit
Molecular function (GO): small ribosomal subunit rRNA binding; structural constituent of ribosome
Source: RefSeq, a predicted model, not a curated record
GCAGCUUUUUGGCACUGCGGCAGUGCUGAUAGCCACUACCGUUGCGAAGGGCUGUUGCAUGUGGGUGGAAAGGGAGGUCUAGGCCUACUUGAACUUGCUUGAACAUGUUUCAGCAAUUCGACCUAGGCCUAGUUGGCUGGAGAAUAACAAGAAAAUGUUUGAAAAUGACUGGAUUCUCCAGGCUGAUACACACAUCGUCUAUGGCCACUGGAAGGAAUGCUGUAACAUCUCAGGCUGAUGACAAUGUUGAUUAUCCUAAGUCUGACAUGAAUGAUCCAUAUGUAGGGGAGAAACCAAAGUGCAUUUUAUGCCAAAACAGAGUUCCAGUUACUUAUAAGAAUGUUCAGUUAUUAUCCCAAUUCAUCUCUCCAAAUACGGGCCAUAUCUAUGGACAUCAUAUAACAAAGCUGUGUAGACGACAACAAAAGAAAAUUUCCUGCGAGAUCAAGAAAGCUAGACAUAUGGGAUUUAUGCCAGUGAUGUAUCGUGACACUAUAUUUUUGAAAGACUCUGAUCUUUUUGGUUCUCAUUAUACUGGAAAUGUGGAAAUUGGUCAAGCUGUUAGUCUACAUCCAAGAGUGCAAUUCCAAGAACAUGGACUGAAGAAGAGCAAUAAAUAUCGAGUUGAAAAAUCAACUGAAAGCAAAAAACCUAAAAAGAAAUAAAAAUCUGGCAUUAAUAAUAAAGAAAAUGAGAUGGA